Messenger RNA from Fimicolochytrium jonesii, 1765 nucleotides. RefSeq lists its product as uncharacterized. Gene Ontology annotation, cellular component: cytoplasm. Gene Ontology annotation, biological process: NADPH regeneration. The record is from RefSeq and is a predicted model, not a curated record. Gene Ontology annotation, molecular function: oxidoreductase activity; nucleotide binding. The transcript has a single exon. Bases 301 to 1602 code for a protein of 433 amino acids. Lineage: Eukaryota; Fungi; Chytridiomycota; Chytridiomycetes; Spizellomycetales; Powellomycetaceae.
GUGAGGGGCGAGUGAGAGACAACCGAGACGCAAGCCCCCUUUUCAAGCCUCUGUGAGCGACGACGGAACUUGCGAAGGAAGAAGGGGUUGCCAGUGGCCGCAGUCGUUGUCGCUGUCGUCGUCGCACGGGAAGUCUCCAAAUCCCCUUUGAUCCGUUCGGAGUCUCCGGAGACGCGAUGCUCGAAGUGUGAAGUCGCCAGCGUCACACUCCCGUUCUUCCCGUCUCUCGACUCUCACCCAACGCAUACCCAGAUACUCAUCUCGUUCUGAUACUACUCAUCCUCCUCCAGCUUCCCGGAAAUGUCCACUCCGCCCUCCACCCCAAUCCCAAUCGCCCUCCUUGGCGCCGGCAUUUUUGCCCGCCAAUCCCACCUCCCCACCCUCCUCCGCCGCCCCGACCUCUUCCGCCUCGUUGCAAUCUACAGCCGCUCCCACUCCUCCGCCCAAACCCUCCACGCCGCCGUCCCCUCGUCUUACCCACACCCUACCCCGGCCCUCUACUGCGAUACGACCUCCGACGAUGACGAUAAUGCGAGUGUGAAAUCAUCCGGCGAUCUAACAGCCCUCCUCAACCGCACAGAUAUCACAGCAGUCGCAAUCUGCCUCCCCGUCCGCGUCCAGCUCGACGUGGCCCUGCAAGCUCUGAAGAGCGGGAAAAGCGUGUUGAGCGAGAAACCCAUCGCCCCCACCUCCGAUUCCGCCCGUGGCGCCAUCCUCCAAUACGAGGCCCACAAAUCAACCGUAUCUCGACCCCCAGUCUGGCAAAUCGCAGAAAACUGGCGCUGCGAAUCCGCCAUCGCCCACGCCGCGGAUCUCAUCGCGACGCAGGGCGCGGGAAAAGUGCGCACGUUCGCGUUGCAGGUGUUUGUGGAAACGAGGGAGGACAAUCAGUAUGUGCGGACGGGGUGGCGGACCGGUAACGAGACGGCGGUGCUGCCGGGCGGAUUCAUCCUCGACGGCGGCGUACACUGGAUCGCGCUGCUGAGGGGUGUACUCGCGGGCGGGGAUGUCGGGGGUGUGCCCAUCCACACCGCUGAUGCUACAACACCGAAAUGGGAAAUCGACCGUGUGGCCGCAUUCGGGGGCCUCUGGCUCGAUUAUUGCGCGCCCACCGAUUUCGUCGCCGCUACCGUCCAACUACGUCCCACCACUGCGACGAACCCACCCACAACGCGCCCCACGGGAACAAUCAACAUCUCCUUCGCAUCCGCCGGCAAACCCUUCCACCUCUCCCUCACCGUCAUCUGCGAAACAGGCCUCCUUGAAUUCACAGUCGAGCAGGUGUCGACUCCGGACAACACCGGAGCCAAACCGCGAAGGGGGUUCAGGGUUGUGUGGACGCCCUCCUCCACUUCGUCUUCAUCAGCAGACACGACAACGACAACAAAGACGUUUGUAGCCGACGGCCUCGACAGAGAAUUCGAGGUCUUUGCAUCGGCCCUCAACAACAACACAGCGAAGAGCACCGCUCCAGGCUUGCCCGACCUAUCCCCCACCCAAGCCCUCCAGGACGUGCAGAUCAUCGAGGCGAUGUUGAGGAGUGCGAAGGAGGAGGGGAGGGUCGUACAGGUCGACGGAGGAAGUAAGCCGGUGGAUAGAUAGCUUUUAUUGUUUUGUGGGAUGUAUCGUAGGUGUACGGCGUGUACGGCGGGUAUGUAGAUGGUGGUGAUUGUGGGGAUUGGGAGGACGUACAGGUUUGUGAUACUGUUUUUGGGCAUUGUUAUGGUUGUUUCAAGAUAGGCACCCUCAAAUGUAUAAAAAAGAG